GACAUUGCCAAUUGCCAUCACCAUCUUGGCAGAAAUCCUCCUCCAAGAUGGUCGUUUUGGGCCAACAACGUACGACUCCUCCCACAGGGGGGCUGCUGCCGGAGAAAUCCGUGCAGGAGCAGAACUCAGUCUCAUCAUCUUCCUCCACCCGACAGAUGAUUGGAGGAGGUAUCCAGUGGUGGAGCAGGUCGCUGUGGGUCAAGUCCAGGGCGUGGAUCCGGAACCCCAUGAACAUGGCCCUGUCCGUCUGGAUCCUGGCCGUCGGCGUCUCGGGCGCCAUCCUCUUCAUGGUGAUGACGGGGAUGCUCAACCGCGUGCUGCCAAGCAAGCCGCGGAGGGACACGUGGUUCGAGGUGAACAACCAGAUCCUGAACGCGCUCUUCACCCUCAUGUGCCUGUACCAGCACCCGAGGAGGUUCUACCACCUGGCCCUCGUGUGCCGCUGGAAGGCCGGCGACAUGCACCAGCUCCGCCAAGCGUACUGCAAGGACGGGGCCUGCAAGCCCAACGAGAGGAAGCACAUGACGGCUGUCAUCCUGCUGCUCCACCUCAACUGCUUUGCUCAGUACGCGCUCUGUGGCCUCAACCUUGGCUACCGGAGGCCCCGGCGUCCGGUGGUCGGUGUCGCCCUCACCGUAGCGGUCGCCAUCUGCGCGCCGGCCGUCGCUGGGAUGUACAACAACCUCAGUCCUCUCGGGAGAGACUACGAGGCGCCGGCGCCGGCGGAGGGGAUGAUAAUAAGUGAGGAAGAGUCGCAGCUCCAGCGCAAAACGCCCGACACCGAGAGGCGCUACUCGUUGGUGCCACGGCAAGGACAAGGAGAAGAACCGCAGUGGGUCGGCGGGCUGUGGGAGGACCUGUGGGACGACAUGUCGCUGGCGUACCUGUCGCUGUUCUGCAGCUGCUGCGUGUUCGGGUGGAACGCGAGCAGGCUCGGCUUGGGCAACAUGUACGUCCACGUCGCCACCUUCGUGCUCCUGUGCCUGGCGCCCUUCUUCAUCUUGGACCUGGCGGCCAUCAACGUGGACGACGAGGCGGUCAGGGACGCGCUGGGGCUGGCCGGCAUCUUCCUCUGCGUGUUCGGCCUGCUCUACGGCGGAUUCUGGAGGAUCCAGAUGCGCAGGCGGUUCGGCCUCCCCGAGAACCGCGCCUGCUGCGGCAAGCCGGACCUCACCGACUGCCUACUGUGGCUCUGCUGCUACCCGUGCUCGCUAGCGCAGGAGGUCCGUACGGCAGACGCCUACGAGGUGGUGGUGGUGCUGGACACGCCGAUGCAUCGCCAUCCGACUCUGCAGGAAGAGCUGGCCACGAUGCAGGAGCCACCAGAUGAAGAAGAAGGAGGCGGUGUCAUCCCCCCUUCGACAGUGUCAGCUACACGCUCAUAAGCAGUACCCAACAUGUACAGGAUGAGCAGUUUCAAUUUCAACAUCAGGUGGUCAUUUCAAUGUAUCCAUGCAGCCGCUGAAUAUCAUCAUUAAAAAAAGCAGCAAAAACAGCCUUCUCUAGUAAAGAUCAUCUUCGUCGUC
Messenger RNA from Zea mays, 1526 nucleotides. RefSeq lists its product as uncharacterized. The record is from RefSeq and is marked validated. The coding region runs from base 48 to 1385 and encodes 445 amino acids. Gene Ontology annotation, molecular function: cyclase activity. Gene Ontology annotation, biological process: sesquiterpene biosynthetic process. The transcript has a single exon. NCBI's taxonomy places the organism in Eukaryota, Viridiplantae, Streptophyta, Magnoliopsida, Poales, Poaceae.